Vigna radiata var. radiata (mung bean) is the source of this 1279-nucleotide messenger RNA. RefSeq names its product cytochrome P450 CYP72A219-like. Bases 240 to 1118 code for a protein of 292 amino acids. Lineage: Eukaryota; Viridiplantae; Streptophyta; Magnoliopsida; Fabales; Fabaceae. The record is from RefSeq and is a predicted model, not a curated record. Gene Ontology annotation, molecular function: oxidoreductase activity, acting on paired donors, with incorporation or reduction of molecular oxygen; monooxygenase activity; heme binding. The transcript has 3 exons.
GUUUAAUAGUAGAAUAAUUACUAAGUCUACUUAUGUUAGUGUGUAGUUAGUAGGACUGAAGUAGGGAUAGUGUGAUGGGUUAUGUCUAAUGAUGUAUCUAGCAGUGUAGGACAGCCCCUUACCUUCCAUCUCCCUGUUGUAUCACCUCAAGAUUAUAUGUUUAUCCGUCUUAAAUUUAACACAGGUUUUAUCAUCUUUCUGUGAUCUCUCUGUGCCCUUACCAAAAAAGAAAGAGAGAAAUGGAAGCAGCAUGGGCAACAACUGUGACUAUCAUAGUGAUACUUGUUCUGAUAUGGGCAUGGAAGAUUUUGAACUGGUUAUGGUUCAAACCAAAGAGGCUUGAAAAACUGCUAAGAGAGCAAGGCUUUCAAGGCAAUCCGUACAAGCUUUUUGUUGGAGACAGCAAGGAGUUUCUCAAAAUGAGAAAGGAAGCCUUGUCCAAACCCAUGAAUCUCUGUGAUGACAUAGCGCCACGUGUUUCUUCCUACAUGCAUCAUAUUGUCAACACACAUGGUAUUUUUCGAUUCUUUUCUUGCAGUUUUCAUCUAACCACUUCAGUUUUGCUGGUUUGGACAAUGGUGUUAUUGAGUAGGUACCCUAAUUGGCAACAACGUGCAAGGGAGGAAGUCUUCCAAGUCUUUGGAAAUCAAAAGCCAGGUUUUGAUGGUUUAAAUCGCCUAAAGAUUGUCAGUAUGAUUUUGAAUGAGGUUCUUAGAUUAUACCCACCGGUACUUGGGUUGACACGAUUUGUUAAAAGAGAUAUGAAACUUGGAAGCAUAACAUUGCCUGCUGGAGUGCAGGUUUUACUUCCGACAAUUUUGGUUCACCAUGGAUGUGAAUUCUGGGGUGAAGAUGCUAAGCAGUUCAAUCCUGAGAGAUUUUCUGAAGGAGUUCUAAAGGCAACAAAUGGUAGAGUUUCAUUUUUCCCAUUUGGAUGGGGUCCUAGAAUAUGCAUUGGACAAAACUUCUCCUUUUUGGAAGCAAAGAUGGCUUUGUCAAUGAUUUUACAACAUUUCUCAUUUGAACUUUCUCCAGCAUAUGCUCAUGCUCCAGCUAUGUUACUCACUCUUCAUCCACAGUAUGGUGCUCAUAUCAUUCUCCAUAGAGUGAAAUCUUAAAAAUAUAUCACUUCUGGGAUAUUGUUAUAUGUUUAAUUGCUUUCCUUUUCACAUGUUUGUGUGUGAGAAUACCUUUUAUCAAUUGUUGCUUUGUAAUUGAACUGACAAAACACAAAAGGAUUUCGUUCUAGAAUAAAUCCAACUACGAUACUUUAAACUUA